Salvelinus sp. IW2-2015 is the source of this 1682-nucleotide messenger RNA. It is a transcript of the gene asphd1, whose product is annotated as aspartate beta-hydroxylase domain containing 1. Lineage: Eukaryota; Metazoa; Chordata; Actinopteri; Salmoniformes; Salmonidae. The record is from RefSeq and is a predicted model, not a curated record. Gene Ontology annotation, cellular component: membrane.
UGGAUGUUCGCAGAUUUGCAUGAACUUGGUUCUCUUGGCGAAGAGCUGUACACCAACAGUGCUGAAACAGCAACACACAUCUAAAUGCCCAGGCUAGAGAUUGGAUAGCAUGCAACAUUUAAACUAAGAUUGCCUAUACCAAGCUAAAUAGAAUACAAAAAUAUAUUUCACUUCAAUUGACCAGACGAUAAAUAAAUAAGUCUAAAAUCCUAUACCCUUCGGUAUUUUCCGUAAAGGAGGACAUUAUACUCUGGCGCUUUGCGGAAACAUCGAAUGCGGAACAAAUUGUAUCGAGUUGCAUCGGCGCAGCCCAUCAAGACAGAUAGACAGUGUUCAUCACUGUAGGAUGGACUGGCCCAUGGAUCUGCUCCCAUUGCCCCCCUGUGCUGAGCUGGGGGUCUGUCCUCUGAAUGGGCUUCUGUGGACCCUGCUGCUCCUCUUCCUAUGGUAUUGUUACAGGGUGGGCUCUGACCCGCCAGCUCCAGGCCGAGCCAUCCCAGGUAAGCACAAGUCCGGCUCCAGGCGCUCUGUGUUGUCCCGCGCCGGCAGCUGUGCUGGAGCAGUGUGCAGUGCCACAUCAAAUGUGGCCACUGGCGAUCGGGGGACUCCCUGCAUCACCAUGGAGACGGGAGAGGAGGAGCAGGGGCAAGGAUACCUGACCCCUGUGCUGAGCCAUGCCCUGUUCCCAGCCCAGGCCACAGCGAGUGGCAGGAAGCUGUAUGCAGCACUGCAGGAGUAUGCAAAACGCUACAGCUGGGCUGGCAUGGGACGCAUUCAUAAAGGACUCCGGGAGCAGGCCACAUUAAAUGAUCGCUCCUCCAUCCAAAAGCCUCAUCUCUUCUUCCUCCCAGAUGUCCCCAGCAUUCCUUUUUUCCCACGUGACGCCCAUCGACAUGACAUUGAGGUCUUGGAGGCCAACUAUCCCAUAAUCCUCGCAGAGUUUCAGGCGGUCUACCAGAGAGGCAUUGAUCCAAAGAUUGGCUGGACCAGCCUGGGACCUAAGGGCCAAGCUGUGUUCCCCUUGUACAGCGCAGGCGUGUGUGUAGCAAGGAACUGCCGCUCCUGUCCCUGCACCUACCGCACUCUUCUCUCCUUGCGCACCUUCAUAAGUAGCAACUCCCUGGGGUCAGCCGGGUUCUGGCUGCUAGGGCCUGGGGCCACACUAGGGGGAGUGUAUGGCCCCACCAAUACUCGCCUACGCUGCCACCUCGGAGUGCAGACCCCACCUCAGUGUGAGCUGGUAGUGGGAGGAGAGCCUCAGUGCUGGUCAGAGGGACACUGCCUCCUGGUGGAUGACUCCUUCCUGCACACUGUCUCCCAUAAUGGGGUGGCAGAGGACGGGCCACGGGUGAUUUUCAGUGUGGACCUCUGGCAUCCAAAUGUGGCUGCAGCAGAAAGACAGGCCCUGGACUACAUUUUCUGCCCUGACCAAUGAACUCCAACUUCCACUGUGCACAUGUUCUAGUUGUGCCCCACCCUUAUUUGAUAUGAGGGAAAGGUGCCCAAACCUAGUCUCGAGGGCUGUGCUCUUCAACCUCAAUGUUCAUCCAGUCCGAGUAUCACUGUGUGUGUCACUAGUGAAUCCACUGAAACAGUCCAAAUAGCCAAAGGGAGCUUACCCACAGACGUCAGUUCAAUGUCUUUUUUUAAAUUUUUAAACCUUUAUUUAACUAGGAAAGUCA